This is a messenger RNA of Racocetra fulgida, 331 nucleotides long. Lineage: Eukaryota; Fungi; Glomeromycota; Glomeromycetes; Diversisporales; Gigasporaceae. The record is from the annotation of a GenBank genome assembly.
AGUUGUUGAACAGAGGAUUGGAACAGUUGAACAGGUUGAGAAGUUGAUUGAAUGGGUUGGACAGGGUAGGAUUGCCAUUGAACGGGCAGUUGAAUGGACUGGAGUAAAGAUUGAAAUUAUUGAACGGGCGGCAGUUGAACAGGUGGCAGUUGAACAGGCUGGGAUGAAGAUUGAAAUUGUUGAAUGGGCUGUUGAAUGGGCUGUUGAACGGGCUGCUAAACGGGCUGUUAAACGGGCUGCUGAAUGGGCUGUUGAACGAGCUGUUGAACAGGCUGGGGCAAUGAUUGGAAUUGUUAAACUGGGUAGGUUGAUGAUUGAGGUUGUUGGAUAG